Messenger RNA from Pyricularia grisea, 1566 nucleotides. RefSeq lists its product as uncharacterized. The coding region runs from base 1 to 1566 and encodes 521 amino acids. The transcript is spliced from 2 exons. Gene Ontology annotation, molecular function: heme binding; iron ion binding; oxidoreductase activity, acting on paired donors, with incorporation or reduction of molecular oxygen. NCBI's taxonomy places the organism in Eukaryota, Fungi, Ascomycota, Sordariomycetes, Magnaporthales, Pyriculariaceae. The record is from RefSeq and is a predicted model, not a curated record.
AUGCUAUCAGCAUUGUUGGCCCUUGCGGUAGGCAUAGCUGCCUAUUUUCACCUACGGCGCCCACGCAAACUACCCCCGGGCCCGACCCCGUGGCCCCUGCUAGGCAACCUGCUUGACCUGCCGCCGCCCAGCGGACCGGAGUACAAGCACUGGCUGAAGCUGAAGGAUUCCCAUGGACCCAUUAGCAGCGUCACCAUCCUGGGCCAGCCCCUAAUCCUGCUGCACGACCGCCGCGCCGCCGUGGACCUUCUCGACAAGACGUCCAUGAAGACUUCGGGGCGGCCGCACAUGCGCUUUGCGGAGAUUUGUGGCUUUACGUCGCUGUUGAAUCUAGAACAGUACGAUGCUGGCUACAAGCUGGAUCGAAAGCUGGUGCAUCAGCAGCUCGGGACAAAGACUGUUGCUGCGCGGUUCAGAGAAGUUUUCGAUGGCGAAAGUGCACGGUUUCUGGUAAAGAUUCUGGAAGAGCCCCUGGGUUUGGUUGAGCACACCACAGCUGUAACUGGUGCCAUCAUUCUUAAAAUAACAUAUGGCUACUCAAUCUCUCCCUCAUCUCCCGAUCCUCUGGUCAAGCUUAUCGACCACACGAUGGAAGUAUUUGGAAAGGCCGCAAGCCUGCUUUCCUGGGCGGUCGAUAUCUUUCCCCUACUGGAAUGCCUGCCCGAAGGUCUUCCCUUUACACACUGGAAGAAGGUCGCACGAGAGUACGCGGCCAUCUUGCAGCACACGACUGACGUCCCUUACAACUUUGUGAGGUCCCAAAUGUCCACCAACACCAACAACCUCUCCUACGUCUCUUCUUUGGUGUCCCAGUAUACGCAGUCCGGGCCGCUCAACCCCGCCAUCGAGAGCGUGAUCAAAAACACGGCUGUUGUAAUGUACGGCGGCGGUGCCGACACAUCUGCAAACUCCAUACAGGCCUUUGUCCUAGCCAUGCUGCUGCGCCCGGCCGUUCAGGCCAAGGCGCAGGCCGAGAUCGACUCCGUGGUCGGCAGCAACCGUCUACCGUUCUUUGCGGACCGCAGGAAACUGCCCUACGUCAACGCCCUGGUCAAGGAAACGCUACGCUGGUUCCCCGUUGCGCCCAUGGCCGUGCCCCACAGGACCGACGAGGCUCUCUCCUACGGCGGUUAUACCAUCCCCAAGGGUUCAUACCUGCUCGCAUCGAUCUGGUGGUUUCUGCACGAUCCGGACGUGUACGCAGAGCCGGACUUGUUUGAUCCAGAGAGGUUCCUUGCGCCGCGCUCGGAGCCGGACCCAGAGGAUCAUGCCUUUGGGUACGGGAGACGGGUCUGUCCUGGCAGGUUCCUGGCGGAUGAGAGUCUGUUCAUUAUCAUCUCCCGCAUGCUUGCUGUCUUCGAUAUGAACAAGGCUAGGGAUGCAGAUGGCAACGUGAUUGAGCCUGCGAUUGGUGGCACUCGUGGGCUGAUUGAUAAGCCGGUGAAGUUUGCAUUCGACAUUAAGCCGAGGAGCGAUCGGGCCGUGGAGCUGGUGAGGGAUGUUGAGAGGCUGUUUCCUGGAGAUGGGAGCAAUGCUGCGCUUGUGCGGGAGAUUAUGGCUGCCUGA